Coprinopsis cinerea okayama7#130 is the source of this 450-nucleotide messenger RNA. RefSeq lists its product as hypothetical. The transcript has 4 exons. The record is from RefSeq and is a predicted model, not a curated record. NCBI's taxonomy places the organism in Eukaryota, Fungi, Basidiomycota, Agaricomycetes, Agaricales, Psathyrellaceae. The coding region runs from base 1 to 450 and encodes 149 amino acids.
AUGACUUCCACUCACGUUGACCGCGCUACCUUCGUGCGCCGUCUUAUAGCUACCAGAAACCUCUCAUCUGUACAGGGAAUUCUAUUCGAUGCGAGCGACAUCUCCUCCUCUGGGGUAACUGUGCCAGUCCCUAUCCAUCGUGGAUUCGAACGCCAGCGGCGUGUGUGCGACCUUAAUACGUCCAUUUACCUUGGGGAGCCCAGGGAUGAAGGGGGCGUAAUCGCCCUCGUCCAAUUUCCCAACCUUCACAGCCUACGGCUUCCAGUAGGAACCGAUCAUUGGACCGCCAUCCAAGGGUCAUACUACAUUCUAGUGAUCAAAACCAAUCGGUACAUCGCAUACGAUGCUCACUCUCAGGACAUACGCCCAGUCGCAGACGCUCUGCUCAGAUAUUUUUUCCCUAUGGACACUGAUUCCGCGCCAUCCGCUCAAUCUCAAGGGUCGGCGUAA